Pistacia vera is the source of this 2152-nucleotide messenger RNA. RefSeq names its product vacuolar protein-sorting protein BRO1. The coding region runs from base 192 to 1850 and encodes 552 amino acids. The record is from RefSeq and is a predicted model, not a curated record. The transcript is spliced from 3 exons. NCBI's taxonomy places the organism in Eukaryota, Viridiplantae, Streptophyta, Magnoliopsida, Sapindales, Anacardiaceae.
UAAUUAUGCUGCAAUGCUACAGCUAACACUCUAAUUAACCAACCGAAUACUUCUUAUUUCCGUAGUAACUAAGGAAACCUGAACCAAAAUUCAUUCAAAUCAUUUACUCCAAAACCCCAACAGCAAGCCAAAACCAAGAAUAAUUGCCUAAACUCUCAACAAAUUUAUUUCCUUCAACCUUCCUUUUUGCGAUGAAUAAGUCGCAGUAUAUGGAUAAGCAGAUAAUGGAUUUGACAUCGUCCCAGAUUGGCACUAGCGCCAACAAAGACAAGGACAAAGACUUCAUCGAUCUAAUGAACAAUCCGCAGCACGAGGAGGAAGAUCAUGAUUUCAAUAAUGGGAUUGGGAUUGGGAUUAAGAAAGAAGAGAUCGUACCCAGUUACGAUUUUCAGCCGAUUCGUGGCGGAUUGUCUCAAUCGCUUAAUUUUGAUUCUGCCUCUACUGCUAGGGUUUGGAAUUCUGCUGAUAAUAAACCUAAAUCUCCUAUCAGAAAUUAUAGCUCUCUCGAAUCAGCUGAACCUGCAAAAGUCAUUUUGGAGAAGGACCGUAAUUCUUCAGAUGGUACUAUAGUGUCAGAGAUUGAUCGAACGGUGAAGAAGUAUGUUGAUGAUAUACUGCAUGUACUAGAGGGUGUCAGUGCACGAAUAACUCAGUUGGAGACAAGAACCCGCAACCUUGAGAAUUCUAUUGAUGAUUUGAAGGUAUCUGUUGGAAACAAUCAUGGAAGCACUGAUGGAAAAAUGAGGCUGAUGGAAAAUAUUCUGAGAGAGGUACAAUCAGGGGUCCUGGUUUUGAAGGAUAAGCAAGAAAUAGCGGAGGCUCAGCUACAGUUUUCAAAGCUGCAAGUGUCAAAGGUAGAUCAGCAGUCAGAAAGCCAGAGCACUGGUCAUAUAGAUGCUGCGCAGCAAGUAGCAUCUGCUCCCUUGCAAUCUCACCUACAGCCUCCUCCUCCUCCCAUUACUUUUCCACAGUCAGUUCCUCCUCCUCCUCCCACUGUUGUUCCUCCUCCACCUGCCCCCCAAAAGAAUGUGCAACCUCCAGUUCAGCUCCCAAGUCAGUUCCCUCCAAGCCAGAUUCCUUCAGUUCCUCAGCGAGAAACUUAUUUUCCACCCCAGGGUCAAACUCAAGAUGCGCCAAAUCAACAAUACCAAGUUCCUCCAACUCAGCUGCAACACCCUCCUGCAGCAGCACCACAUCAACCAUAUCAACCUCCACCACAACCACAGUACUCUCAGCCACCCCACCCCCCUCAACUUCAAUCUUCACUAGGCCACCUUUCUGAAGAGACAACUUACAUUCCUCCUCAGAACUAUGCACCGAACCUUCGCCAGCCUCCUUCUCAGCCACCAAGUUCCCCUCCCUCCCAGCAGUAUUAUGGGGCUCCUCCUCCUCCUCCUUCCCAUAUGUAUGAGCCACCAUCCAGCAGAUCCAGUUCUGGGUUUCCUACAGGUUAUGGGCCACAAUCUGGGCCUAGUGAACCAUACCCCUAUGGUGGACCACCUUCUCAGUACGGUAGUGGUUCCACAAUGAAACCACAACAGCUCCCUACUGCCACACCACAGAGUGGUGGCAGUGGCUAUCCUCAGCUCCCAACUGCUCGUGUGUUACCACAUGCACUUCCUACUGCUUCUGGGGUUAGUGGUGGCUCAGCUUCUCCAGGAACUGGAAAUAGGGUUCCUGUGGAUGAUGUGGUUGACAAAGUGACAAGUAUGGGAUUCCCCAGAGACCAUGUUAGAGCAACAGUUCGCAAGCUGACAGAGAACGGUCAGUCAGUUGACUUGAACAUAGUGCUGGAUAAGCUAAUGAAUGGUGGGGAAGUCCAACCUCAGAGAGGUUGGUUUGGUGGGUAGCAUGGUAUCCUUUAUUCAUACUGAUGUAUAGAGUUACUACUUUCUGGAUGAUUUGCUGAGAAGAACUGUUGCAUGGAAUUUGGGGUUCUCUACCCUUUGGAUUUCUCGGUUGCUUUUAUUUCGAUUUUUUUUUUGUUUGGUCACUUUGGAGCUGUUUAUCUUGCUGAUCAGACUUUGGUUUGCGUAAGCCUUUCUUCAUUCCAUUUGUGUAUACUAACAAUAAUUUGAAGUGCAUUAUUCUCAUUUAAUUGUAAACUGUGAUCUACUGGUAGAGUAACAGGAUAAGAUUUAGCUCUUUGAAA